Amphiprion ocellaris (clown anemonefish) is the source of this 5088-nucleotide messenger RNA. It is a transcript of the gene npat, whose product is annotated as nuclear protein, ataxia-telangiectasia locus. The transcript has 17 exons. The record is from RefSeq and is a predicted model, not a curated record. NCBI's taxonomy places the organism in Eukaryota, Metazoa, Chordata, Actinopteri, Pomacentridae. Gene Ontology annotation, molecular function: protein binding; transcription coregulator activity. The coding region runs from base 156 to 4229 and encodes 1357 amino acids. Gene Ontology annotation, cellular component: nucleus.
CGCCUUUUGAGUAGUCUUUCAGGACGUCGCCUUCAGAAUGAUACCACUGACGUAUUUUUAAAUUUGACGCUGUAUAACGGAUUUACCAGAGACUUUUCUAGAAUAUGUAGCCAACUCUUUACCAGUACGGCUAUUUUAUCAACUUUCGAGCGGCCAUGUUGCUCCCGUCCGACGUCGCUCGGCUCGUUUUAGGUUACCUCCAAGAAGAGGGACUGUCAGCUACAAGCCAAGCUUUCAUCAAUGAGAGCCCCAAUCUGAAGGAAUACGCCGACCACACUAUAGGAGAUGGGACUAUUCCUGCUUGUGUUUUUUCUGUCUUUGGGAAAGACCUAACAACCAUUUUAAAUGAGUACAUGUCUGCCAAAGCAAAAGAGUCCUCACAUGAGGUUCCUGUCCUGAUGACCUCCUUGUGGAAAAAAUUGGAUUUUACACUCAACCAAAUUAAGUCAUUGCAGAAUUCUCCAGCUAUAUCAGCAAAUCAGAGAAUACGUUCACGUGUUGGAGUGGCCAACAUGGCUCGACAGCAGACCCUGACCUUGACUUCUGCUGAGGGUCUCAUCUGCUCGUCUGUUUCUGAGACGAACUCCGUCAUCAGCCCUGCUCACACCUCCCACAGCAUGCUCGGCCACUCCACUCCUGUCUGCUAUACCGGCCCACACAACAGACCAGCUCUUGGCAGUGGGACACCGCAGCAAAUUCACGAUGGCAACCGAUUACUAAAUACGCCCCGGGAUACACCGGUACAGAUCAUUGUUUCAGAGAAUCGGUUAAAUUCUGGCCCUAUGUCUCCUGGUCGACGGAAAUGGGACAACCCCAGGAAGAGAAGUGGUGCCCUGGGUGGGUCCAGUGGUGCCGGCAGAUCUGCCACGACUGCUGGCAGCCUUAAUUCAGAACCUCAGACUGAAGAGGUCGUCAAUGAGAACUUUCCACAACUAGUGAUACAAAAUGCACGUGACAAGAUAUUGGGGGACAGAUCAUUGCAAGAGAAGCUUGCUGAAAACAUCAACAAAAUCCUUGCCAAUGAGCCAGUACCUCAAACAUCAAAGGCCUCCUCAAAUACAAUGGAUUCAGAGCAGUCCAUAGAUGAAAUUCUAGGAUUACAGGGAGAAAUUCAUAUGAGUGAUGACGCCAUCCAUGACAUUUUGGAGCAAACAGAGUCUGACCCAGCUUUUCAGGCCCUGUUUGACCUCUUCGAUUACCAUAAAAAUAGGCUUACUGAUGGAGAAACAGGGGAUGGAGAUAUUAGCAGUAGUCCAGAAGAGAAUGACACUGCUGGGCCUUCAUCUACAGUCAGACCCCUUCAGAGUGAUGAUCCAGAUGCUGGAAACAGAGAUGCAAAUGCUUCGAAUACAGCACCAGUGAUGCUGAAGAUGAGAGCUGGACAAGAACGUAAGACCAGGAAGUCUACUGCUCCCACUUUAUUAAAGAAAACAGUUCUUGGCCCGAGUGGCAGAGCAUCUAGAAUUGAAAACAGUUCAGCCAGAUUGUUAGUGACUCAGGAGAAUCACCAAGGUGUCUCAUCAGCUGCAGUGGACUCAAACAGAAAAGAAAAGGGCACACUUUCCAGGGAUGAUGCUGAUGUAACACCAAUGGAUACUGAUGAACCCCUGAAUACACCUCCCCCUUCUGUAGACAGUUUGACCACUCAGGAGCCUGCGACAAAUGACAGCACCUUCACCACACCUGCCCUCAGUGAAUCAUUCACAGUUCCCUCAUCAAGAGACUCUGCUGAAUUUGCUGCAUCUGAAGAUACACUGGCCUCAGAUGUGGGCAAAAAACAAGUGUAUAAACGAACACAAGGAUGUAAAGAGAAACCUGCUGCUGCCCCUUCUUCAGCUGUGCCUGUGUUAUUGUCUCCUGUACAAUAUCAACAGAACAACACUACUAAUCUACCUCAGACAACAGUUUCAAGCAGCAAAGGAGACACUCUGCCAGUGUCAACUGUCUCAGUAGCACCUGGAUCUAGCUCUGCAGGUGUUGCAGUUACAACUGCCUCAUUGUCAUCGUCAGCGUCUACCUCGACAACUCUAACAACUACAUCUGCCUCACCUGCAUCCUCCUCCUUUGCCCCAGUUGUAGCAACACCCAGUCCUUCCACCGGCACCCCAAGCAAGGCUGCGGCAGACUCUAGCGAUAUAAUGUCUUUGAAGAUCAUCAUAAGUGAUAACCAGGAUGAGGAUUCAUCUAGUGACGCAGCUUUGAAUAAGGCAAUUGCCAGCAUUUCCAGGCCCAAGAUACCUACCAUCUACAUUUCUUCUCCAGCUAAGUCCCCUGCAAUCCUUGGCACUCCGAAGGCCAACUUGGAUGAGGCAGCAUUAGCUGUUAGUGGCUUACAGAGAUCUGAGGCACAUGGUAGUCCUCUCAGCUGUAAGGCUGGAGCAGUAAUUUCAUCCCCAUUAACUGGGACAGCACAGGCCCAGCCGAGCUAUGUAAUUCAACUACCCCUGGACACCGCUACACCUGCUGUUCAGGGCGCCACUACCAGCUAUUUCCUUCUGACCGAACCCCCACCUACAGAUGUUCAAACUAGACAGGUGCUACUGCCUGCUGGUGUCUCAAAGGGACAGUCUUUGCCUACCAACCAAUAUGGAGUGGCCACACCAACUCUUCCCACAGGCUUCUCCACUGGAUCAGCACUCAUCUUACCAUCACCUAUGAAGUCCAUGAUGCUCCCUGUUUCUGUUGUUGGGCAGAAUAGUCUGGGGAAGGUCCAGAUGGUGUCCAAUCAGCUUGUUGCCACCCCAAGCCCUGGACCAGUAAAGCAGACAGAAACUAAUAAGACUACAUCUCCGUCUGUGGUAACCAGACAGUCUGCAACGGCUGGAACUGAGAAAAAUCUGGUUGGUGCUGUGGUUCAACCUGCGGUGGCUGACAACACAGGCCAGCAGGAUGCAGCAAAGGGUCCCAGUCAUAGGAGAAUUUUAUAUUUUGACUCUUCUCGAGAAGUUCAGCCACAAACUAGUAGAACAUCCACAUCUGCAGCUCCUAAUGCGUCUACAUCACAGUCUGUCCAACAGGCUGUGAAAGAUAAACAGCCCAUUACUCAAACAAAACCUGCUAUCUUGGGUGGCAACAAACCCAAGAGGAGGAUAGAAACGGUCAGAUGCACAGUGGAUCCCAAGACUGGAGUAAGUUUAGUGAAGGACUCUAAUCCUAUACAGCAGCAACAGAAAGAUCCCGUUAGAAGGAACUCUCGGAAACAGCAGCAUGACAUCCAUAACAAGGAGCCCCGAAGUACAGAUACCAGCAGUGUUGAUGCUUCACAGUCUAAGUCAGAAUCGAGCAGGAGAUCAAAAUCUAGUAACAGAAAACACAGUCGUGAUACACAUAAUGAUAAAGCAAAAGCAAAGGAUUCUCGUAGUUCUAGGUCGAUGUCUUCUGAUUCUGCACAGAAAUCAGGAAAUAGAAAAGACAAAGAGGAGAGCGGCAGGAAAGAACCUGCAGAGAAUGUUCCUUUGAAAUCACGUGAAGGACGUACAGAGAAGAGGACUCCCUCUCAGGAGAUGCCAAAUGUCACAGCUAACAAGGAGAAUGAAAUGAAGGUUAGAACAAAAGAGCAGUCCACACCUUCAUCCUCAGCAUCAAGAGACUUUAGCCCUCCAGCUGUCACUCAGGCAGCAUCGAACACCCAGUCCAAGGCUGCAAAAGCACCAUCAAAGACCAGCUCUCUAGCCAAGCAGGCAGCAGAAAUGCUGCAGGACAUGCAAGGGCUCAACUCUCCUUCCACCCCAGUCAAAAAGCUUGGAGCGGGCAGCUCUGACGUUACUCUUCCUGGGACUGGCCGUAACCAGGAGCCUCCAGCUGAGGGUCCUAGGACUCCAUCUCGACAGAAGAAAGGUAAAGAUGGAGAGGGAACUCCCAAGCAUUUGUUGCUUCACAACACCCCAGAUGUACCCGGCUGCAGCCCUGCCAGUGAAGCUGGCAGUGAAAACAGCAUUAACAUGGCUGCUCACACCCUCAUGAUUCUGUCACGUGCUGCCAUCGCCAGGACAGGAACUCCACUGAAGGACAGUUUACGUCAAGAGGGAGUCGGAGAAAAGUCACCCACAAGCUCAAAGAACUCUAAGAAACGCAAACAGUCUUCUCCCACAGCCAGCCCCCCUGCAAAGAAGGAGUCGAAAAGAUCUCCCAGCAAAAUGAAGGACCGGGAAAGGAAAAAACUUAUAGAUUGUUUUCCUCAUGACCUGGACGUGGAUAAGUUCCUGUCUUCACUCCAUUAUGAUGAAUAAAAUUGGGCACACCAACUGGAGAGGACUACCAUGUCGCUAGCUUCUUAGGUUACUAUACAGGAAUAGAACAAGCCAUCUGCUAAACCAGUGCCUACAGUUUCUUUUAGUAACCUUGCCGAAGACCUUAUAAGCCACAGUGUCUCCUGCAGCCAGUGUAGAACUUUAAUUUGACUUACCAUUUUCAAUCGAAGGUGAUCUGGAGUAAGAUACUGUAAUGUACAGGCACAGUACAACCAUAGCACUUUUAAUUUAAUGUUCUUUUAUUUACGCUUUAAUGACUCACUUCUGUUUUAAUCAUCACUGUUUUGUUCUGAUACAAAACUAUUUUGUUUUUGGGCAGUUUGACAUAAUUGGUGCAUCUUUUGACUCAAAGCUUUUCCUUGGUCAAUAUUUGACCCUCCUUUGAUAAAUCCGCUUUACACUGAGUGAUACAAGUACUGACAGAAGUACAAGUACAUACAACUACACUGACAUUUUGAAAUACGUAAUUACCAGUAAUUUUAUUUGCUCUGAAUGAAGAACUCCUGUUCAUUUUGUCUGUGUCUUCAGCACAAGUCUGGUUAAUUGAGAGGCAACAAAAAAAAGUAAUGUGAAUUAAAAUUUUGCUAGCAUAUACAGCAGUGCAUAUACAUAUAUGAACAGCAGUCUUGUGUGUUUUUCCUUAAUGCAAACACACAAAUUGAGUGUACUUUUCAAGCUGUGACCACUGAACUCCAGAGGCUUUACUUAACAACAUGUGAAUGUUCAUGCAAUAGUUCAUGUUGUUGUAUGAGGAACGGGAUAUCAUUUAUGGGAAUAUCAUGUGUAAUUCAAUAGUUUCUUGUUUGUGUCUGAAUAAAAUUGGCCCAUAUACAGUGUA